AUUGAUGCCAUCUGGUUUAGCGAAAUAUAUGCAUCCAACCUGACUUUUCAGUUGCUUCGAAAAAACCUGACUUUCAGGAACUGUUUCUUUGCGUACCAUUUGUGGUGCUUAGUUGUUUUUCAAAGUUACACUCUCGCUUCGAAUAUUACACUGUUUUCUGAUGGGGAACUUGCUGAGCUUCCAUGUGUGCUGUGCCGUGCAUAUGCUUGCCACAAGUAGAAAUUGCCCUUCGAACAUGCUUCACUCUAUAGUGGUGUUUGGUAUUACUAUAAACAUGUUAUAUCAGAUCAAAGAAAAAGUUUUUUUAAAGAAAAAGAAAAUGCGAGUAAAAUGUCAUAACAGCUUUUUCUCAAGUAAAGAAAAAAGUUCACAAAUGGAGUAUGUGUUGCCACCCUCUGAAAAUAUGCGACAUGAGGAAGGGAGGUUUACUGGGCUACGCUGCUGUAUGGUGGCCCUCUAUGCAAAAGAUCAGCUUUUUUUUUUCUGAAAUUACCGGGACCUCUCUCUAUGCAAUACUGGCCCUGUUUGGAAGCCUGGUUUUAUGACCAAAACCAGUGUGAAUUCCAGACCCGAAAAAUUUUACAUUUGAAACUAAAAUAGGCUGUUUGGGUAGCUUGUAAGUCCACUAAAUUUACCACUGUAUUGGACCAUUCCAACCGGAAAAUAAAAAACGCCUGUCGAGACCCCACUAAAAAAAGACGAAUGUCGGGCGCGUCCUCGACCUCUCGUUGGCGUCCUUGUCGUCCUCAUCGUGCUCCCCAUCGGCAUCACCCCGAGGCUUCCAUGGCGCUCUCGCUCUCGCGCUAUCCGUUGGUCCUCCCCCUUCCCCUCUCCACGGAUCUCUCUCCCGGCCACCAAUUUGUGCCGACGACACAGCCAGCAGAUGCGAUCCAUGCUUGGAUCCACCAUCGAUGCAGAGUGCUGUGAAGGGUAGCAAAGUUGCGCCGGCGAGCCGCAAGGAUCUCACUUUUGGUGGUAGGAAGCUCGAGCUCUGUGGCGGUGGGCUCGAAUUAGGCGGCGAGGAGUUCGAUUGCGGUGGUUCAACCGAGAUUUUGUCUUGUUCGAUACUCUGAUGUCGUGAUUGCAGCUUGCAGGUCCUUCAACUUGAUUGGCGUUUCCUCAUUGAUUUGGACAAGCACUCGAUUGAUGUCCGCAAUCUUUGUCGUCUCCACUCGGCAGCACCCAGCUCGUCAUCAUCUCAGCCUGCAUUUUCUGGUGUCAGAUGCGGAGAUGCCGGUGGCAGAAGGCUCGCCCUGGCCUUCAGACUUGUGGACGAACUCGAGGUUUGAGCGAGAAGGCGCGAGCUGCACAGGCGUUGAGGGCGCGGAUGCGUGGAGCAAUUGCAGCGCCUGCCGAUGUCUUUGAGGACCAUUUACCCAAAUGGAUAUUUUACAAAGGAAAAAAUACAGUUGUUUUGUUGUGCACAAGAUAUUACAACCGGAAGCUAACCACCGGUGAAUAAAAUUACAAAGUGGCCAAACAGGCUCUCAUUCUGUGCGGGCCCUUACCGUGAAUUAUUUGCGGUUAAAAAGCUUCGAUCGAAACACGUUCUCCGGAUUUGGGCUCAGGCCUCAGGGCCCGCAAGCCCUGGACUCCUUAAUUAUCUCAGGUGUCUCCGCAAGCGCAAACAGCCGCCGCCGCAGCAGCCUUCGGAGUCGCCUCCCCGACUAAUUGCAGCCAAGAUCCUCGUCCGGUCCGGCAAUGGAGAUCGUUGCGAGGAGGAAGAAGAGGAAGUCGAAAGAUCGCGACAGCCAAGGACCCCCCGACCGCAUCAGCGGCCUCCCCGACUGCGUCCUGGGCCACAUCGUCUACCUCCUCCCCACCGUCGACGGCGCCCGCACCCAGAUCCUCUCCUCCCGUUGGCGCCGCCUCUGGUGCUCCGCCCCGCUCAACCUCGACUGCCACGGCUUCGGCGCCGGCGCGCGGGCAGCCUGCGUCGACCUCAUGUCCCGCGUCCGCAGGGCGCACGGCGGCGCCGUCGGCCGCCUCGUCCUGUCGACGCCCCGCAGGCCCGCCGUCCAGCCAUACCUCGACCGCUUCCUCGGUUCCCCCGCCCUGGACGGCCUCCAAGAGCUCGAGUUCUUCUACCACCGUUCGCUGCCGACGGCCCUGCAGCAGCCGACGCAGCCGCCGUUCCCGCCGGAGGCGCGCCGCUUCGCGUCCACCCUUUCCGUUGCAAGCUUUGGCUUCUGCCAUUUCUCCGAAGAGACUGCGCGCUCGCUCGUCUUCCCUGUUCUCAAGCAUCUGGAGCUCAAAGAAGUCAGCAUCUCGGAGGACUCUUUGCGGUCUUUGCUAUCUGGCUGCAUGCCAUGUUCUGGAGAGCUUGCAACUGGACAGAACCUUUGGCUUCCGGCGCUUUCGGCUCAUCUCGCCGAGCCUUAGAAGCAUAGGCGUGUACGUCUGUUGGUGUGGGGGAGAUGGUUUUGGAAGAACUCGUCGUCGAGGAUACGCCUUGCCUAGAAAGACUGCUUUUUCCAAUGCUACUAUGUCGCCUGCACGUCAGAGUGAUCGCGGCGCCCAAGUUGGAGGUCUUGGGAUGGCUCCCUGAUUUUCGUCCCAGACUUAAUCUUGGCAUUGAUGUCCCUCGGGAACCGAACACAAACACUUUUAGCUUGAUGAUGGUGAUGCGCUCCGUGAAGAUUGUAGCGCUUCGCACCCAGUAUCUUUCUCUAGAUGUGGUUAUAAACCUCAUGACAUGCUUUCCCUGCCUGACGAGUCUGUACAUCUCGUCAGUUAACAGAGGGGACGAGGACAACAAUAUGUGGCAUGCUGAACAACUGGGUCGCAUGGAAUGCAUCAACCAGCAUCUGAAGAAAAUAAUACUAUCAGGUUAUGUAAUGAACUGUAUGUCACAGGUUAAAUCCAGUUCUUCGUAUUGAAUGCUAGAGUGCUUCACUUGAUGAGGUUGGAGAUACCACCAGUCAUGCCCGCAGAAUGGAUUGAGAUGCAGCCUGAGCUACUCCAGCUCAAGGAUAGAGCUUCAAGUGAUGCUCAGCUUGAUUUUUCCACUGACAGUGCCAGAUGGUUGUGUUGCCCUGUAAAUCUUAAGUGGGUCAGUGAUUUGUCAAGAGCUUAUCCCUUCUUAUCGAGUUCUCGGAACUGGGCAUGAUAGCCUUCUGAAAGUUAUUAUUGCCAAACAUCUUUUCCAACUUGAUUAUAUAGUCUGAUCGUGUUAUCCGAGUUUGGAUGCAUGUACUCUUCUCUUCAAGAGAUAUUGUGAUUUUUGAGCAAA
This is a messenger RNA of Setaria italica (foxtail millet), 3232 nucleotides long. RefSeq names its product putative F-box/FBD/LRR-repeat protein At5g44950. The coding region runs from base 1702 to 2382 and encodes 226 amino acids. NCBI's taxonomy places the organism in Eukaryota, Viridiplantae, Streptophyta, Magnoliopsida, Poales, Poaceae. Gene Ontology annotation, molecular function: protein binding. The record is from RefSeq and is a predicted model, not a curated record. The transcript is spliced from 3 exons.